ACAAAGAGCUCUAGAAAAAUGCAGAAACCAUGUCUUUUGUCCUGGUUCCUCUUCUUCUUCCUUCCACAAUUAUCUUUUUCUUGCCAACCAGACCAAAGACAAUCCCUUCUCGAGUUCAAGAACUGUCUUACUCAGAGCAUCAAGAACCAGUCGACAACAAAAAUCAACUUGGCAGGUUUAAAGAAAUGGAAGCAAAACUCAGAUUGCUGCAAAUGGAAACUCGUGAGAUGCAACGCUCAUUCGCCUUCAAGAGAGGUGAUAGAGCUGAAUCUGAGCUCUCUUGUCGUCUCUGGCUCAGUGAGUUCAAGCGUUUUGAGACCGAUUCUGCGUAUAAUCUCUCUUGAAGCGCUCGAUGUCUCUUCUAAUUUCAUACAAGGAGAGAUUCCUGGAGAUGGGUUUGUGAACUUGACCAGGCUUAUUUCUCUUGACAUGAGUGAUAACGCCUUCAAUGGCUCUAUCCCUCCUAGUUUGUUUCAACCUCAGAACUUAUCGGUUCUUGCGCUAUCAAGAAACAACUUCACUGGUAAGAUCCCUGACACAAUAGGCGAAACGUCCGUCAUAGUAUUGACGUUGUCAGAAAACAACCUCUCAGGAUCAGUACCAAAGUCUAUUUCAAAGAACUCCAGGCUGAUGUUGCUGGACUUGUCAAAGAACAGACUUUCAGGUGAAUUCCCUAGAUUCAACUUGAACUCAAAUCUUCAGCUGCUCGAUAUAUCUUUCAACGAGUUCUCAGGGGAUGUUCCAGCUUCCUUUGGGUCAUACACAAGAUUUCUUAAAAUGGAUCAUAACAAUUUCAGUGGUGAAUUCCCUCAGGACUUCACAACAUGCCCAUUGAAGCAUCUUGAUCUUCAAGAUAACAAAAUCUCUGGUAAAUUCCCGAGUUUUAUCUCCCGGUUAUUCCCAGCUCUAGAGGUGUUUAUCAUGAGAAACAAUUCCCUCGAAGGUUCAAUCCCAGAAGACAUAUCAAAUCUCACAGGUCUUAAGAUCUUGGAUCUGUCCGAGAACAAUCUUGAUGGACCUAUCCCUUCAUCUCUUGGGAAUCUCAGAGCCAUGAGUCAGUCUCCCAUCUAUGUAUAUUAUGAUUUCUAUACCGGACCCGGAUUCAGCGUCGAAAUGGGUGAAUACCUUCACAUACCCGAUUUCGUAGUGAACUGGAAGAAUUCAAAGCAAGGCAUUGCUCACAGGAAUAGCCACCUCUACACUAUUUUAGAUCUCUCUAAGAACAGCUUUUUCGGAGAAAUCCCACCUUCUUUAGGCAAUCUCAUAAGAUUAAAGGUUUUGAACCUCUCCCACAACAACAUAUCUGGAUUAAUCCCACAAAGUUUUGGAGAUCUUGAGGAGCUAGAGGUCCUAGACCUUUCAUACAACAACCUCUCUGGCCAUAUCCCACAAACGUUUUCCAAGCUCGGAGAGCUAACUACUUUAGGUUUGAGCCACAACAAGCUUUCAGGUAUAAUCCCUAAAGGUCCUCAGCUAGACAGGUUAAACGAUCCAAACAUAUACGCGGGCAACAACAACAUCUGUGGAGAGCAAAUCCAAGUAUCAUGCUUUACACAAGCCGAGCAACCUGAGGAAGAUAAAGAGGAAAAUGUAGAGGAAGAUGAAGAGGAAACAAUGUUUUCAUGGAAAGCUGCAGUCAUAGGUUAUCCUUGUGGAUUUCUUAUAGCAGUUUUGUUUAUGUAUUUAUUUUGACUACAUUUGAGCGGUUCAUGCAAAGAACAGAGGAAUCAGGAAAUGUCAUAUUUGUAAUGUCUUUCAUGAAUGUAAUAUUAUGAAUAUGGAAUUCAAAAAGUUUAAUAACA
Molecule: messenger RNA, 1802 nt
Organism: Eutrema salsugineum
Lineage: Eukaryota; Viridiplantae; Streptophyta; Magnoliopsida; Brassicales; Brassicaceae
Product: receptor-like protein 9DC3
Exons: 1
Coding region: 19-1692 (557 amino acids)
Molecular function (GO): protein binding
Source: RefSeq, a predicted model, not a curated record